AUGUCGAGAAACACGAAAGACAAGACGGAGAAUUGGAUUCAAGUUUUUGAUUCCGAUGCGAUGUAUAUGAUAUUUACUCAUAAGAAGUGUCUUCCCCACACGAGUAUAUCAUCGUUUGAUUUAGACGACACAUUAGUGACUACGUCCAGUGGUAAAAAGUUUUCGACGUCAUCGACCGACUGGAAAUUUUUGAAUGGGUAUGUAGUGCCCAAAUUACAGGUCUUCUCUGAGACGUCGAAAAUCGUGAUUUUCACCAAUCAAAAAGGGUUAACACACAACGGCGCACUUGACGACGCCAAAUGCAAAGAGUUUCAAAAUCGCGUCGAAAGCAUUUCAAAGGCAUUAGAGGAGGUGGGCGUCUUCAUUCAAGUGUUUGCUGCAUUGGAGGAGAACAUCUAUCGGAAACCACUGCCGGCAAUGUUUGAUGAACUUUUAGUUGGACACAAUGGAGGAUUGAAGAUCGACAAAAGCACGUCGUUUUAUGUUGGUGAUGCUGCUGGGAGAAUGGAACGGAAGGUGAAAGGCAAGAAAGUGAAGAAAGACUUCAGUUGUAGUGAUCGGAACUUCGCAAGUAAUUUGAAAAUCAAGUUUUACACGCCCGAGGAGUUCUUUCUUAAAGAGGCACCCGUUUCUUAUGAGAACGACGCUAUUGAUGUCACAAAGUUUGGAAGACGUGACACAAAGAAAACAGAAGACAUUUUAAAUGUCAAUAAAACACACGAAAUGGUCAUUUUCGUUGGGAGUCCGGCAAGUGGGAAGUCAAGUUUCUAUGAGAAGUACUUCAAGCCAAAUGGGUAUCAAUGGGUUAACCAAGAUACUUUGGGAUCAAAAAGUGCUUGUCUGAGUGCGGCAAGGAAGUCGAUAAUAAACAAUUCGGUUGUUAUUGAUAACACAAACCCGUCGAUAGAGAUACGAGAGGAAUAUAUAACUAUCGCAAACAAAGCAGGGUAUCAAGUAAGGUGCGUCUUCUUCGACUACGACAAGAAGAUAUCUUUUCACCUCAACAAGUUUAGAGCAAUGGUCAGCACCAAGAAAAUACCCGACAUCGCAAUACAUUCGUAUUUCAAAAAACUCGAAUUACCAACAAUAGCAGAGGGGUUUAAAGAGGUCGUCAAAAUCCCGUUUGAGAUUGAUGACUGCUUCAAGUCUGCAGAGGAACGAGAGUUGUUCGAGAUGCUCUUUUGA
This is a messenger RNA of Entamoeba invadens IP1, 1185 nucleotides long. Its product is annotated as polynucleotide phosphatase/kinase, putative. The transcript is spliced from 4 exons. The coding region runs from base 1 to 1185 and encodes 394 amino acids. Lineage: Eukaryota; Evosea; Mastigamoebida; Endamoebidae. Gene Ontology annotation, biological process: DNA repair. Gene Ontology annotation, molecular function: polynucleotide 3'-phosphatase activity; ATP-dependent polydeoxyribonucleotide 5'-hydroxyl-kinase activity; double-stranded DNA binding. The record is from RefSeq and is a predicted model, not a curated record.